Molecule: messenger RNA, 870 nt
Organism: Iphiclides podalirius (scarce swallowtail)
Lineage: Eukaryota; Metazoa; Arthropoda; Insecta; Lepidoptera; Papilionidae
Source: the annotation of a GenBank genome assembly
AUGAAAUUGGAUAACUUUGGCUUCGAGCAAUUGCAGACGGCCGAACGCAGCGCUGGUUGGGAGACGCACAGGGUGCGUUUGAACAGGGUGCCGGGCUAUGGGUUCGGUAUCGCCGUAUCAGGCGGCAGGGACAACCCGCACUUCGCCAGCGGGGACCCCUCUAUAGCCGUUUCCGACGUAUUGCGGGGAGGUCCCGCCGAAGACAAAUUGCAAGUGAACGACCGGAUAGUGUCGGUGAAUGGGGUGCCUCUGGAGAACGUGGAGUACGCGCGGGCAGUUCAGGUGCUGAGGGACUCUGGGGCGGCGGUGUCGCUGGUGGUGAGGAGGCGGGCGCCCGCCCCGCCUCCAACAGCGCCCACCACUAUUAAGCUCUCACUCACAAGGAACGGGAAGAAGGAAGAUUUCGGAAUAGUGUUAGGAUGCAAGCUGUACGUGAAGGAGCUGACGAUGCGCGCUAGAGAGCAACUCAACCAAGCGGGCCAGGGUCUUUGCGAAGGGGACGUGGUGACCCGAAUCAACAACACCCCAGUCACUGACGCGAUGACCCUCAAGGAGGCGCGCAAACUCCUGGAGUCCUGCAAGGACCGGCUGAACCUGGUCGUGACUAGGGAACUGAUACGAGAGGAAACCGUCACCAACGGGAAUUACCAGAACAAUUACAACAGUCUAGAGGCGGCGCCGCACGCGUACAGCGCGGAGCCCCUCUCUUACGGCAGCGGGCAGAACGUGUACGUGGCGGCGCCCGUGAGGGGCUCCGAUCCGCGGCGCUCCGAGGCCGACCAGCCGCCGAGGCCCCCGCCCCCCCGGAGCGACGGUGAGCGCACGCGUCCGCACCGGACGACCGCCAACGCUAAAGUGACACGCGCCCAC